UCCUGCCGCGGUAGAUGUCCCUGAACCCGCGCCUCAGCCGCAGCCUGCAUGCCCACCCUGGGUGGAGCGGUCGUCUUUGUCGAGCCGGGACCUGCUCUCCUUUCUCGUUCAAGCAGAAGAGGAGCUAGCGAGGAAAUAAAAACAAGCUCGAGUUAAUGUUUGAGAAGUUCGGGUGCAGGAGAGUCUGGAUUUUUGGCUUCUUGGAGAAACAGUAGAAAAUGCAAAACGAAAUAAUAAAGCCUGCUAAAUACUUCUCAGAAGUGGAGAAGAGUGUGCUGCUUGCAUUAGUUGAAAAAUACAAAUACGUGCUUGAAUGUAAAAAAAGUGAUGCAAGAACUAUUGCUCUGAAACAACGCACCUGGCAAGCACUAGCUCAUGAAUAUAAUUCACAGCCCAGUGUAUCACUGCGAGACUUCAAACAGUUAAAGAAAUGCUGGGAAAAUAUCAAGGCACGGACAAAAAAGAUAAUGGCACAUGAAAGGCGGGAGAAGAGCCCACCAGAAGAAGAUUCUGAAUAUCAGCCUGAUGCUUCUAGUCAAGAGUCAUUUGUUGUCUCAAAUAGAGAACUCUGUGACGAAGAGAAAGAGCUGGUACAUUUCCCAGUAUGUGAAGGUACCUCCCAACCGGAGCCUUCAUGUUCUGAUGUCAGAAUAGCAGCAGAUAAGAACUACAGAAGUAAAUCAUCUCAGGAAAGUGCUCUGAAAAAGAUGCAUGAGGAAGAACAUCAUCAGCAAAUGUCAAUUUUGCAACUGCAGUUAAUCCAAAUGAAUGAAGUUCAUGUGGCAAAAAUACAGCAAAUAGAAAGAGAGUGUGAGAUGGCCGAAGAGGAACACAGGAUAAAAAUGGAAGUGCUAAAUAAAAAGAAAAUGUAUUGGGAGAGAAAACUGCAGACCAUCACAAAAGAAUGGCCUGUAUCAUCCUUUAACAGACCCUUUCCUAAUUCACCGUAGAACAUACAGGGGCAGAGAAUCAGUCUGAUUGAGCACAUUUAUGAGUAACGCGCACUGGAAAGAGGGUUUUUUAAUGUGAAUGUACAGUGACAGGAUAGGUGCCCGGCUGAUAGUGAACACACUUUGACUCUUAAUGUUUAGGGAAACAGCAGUAGAGUCCACGAAGGGGAAAACUGUACUGUUCAUUUGUAGGUAGUUCUGAUUUGUUUUAACUUUCAGACAUGCACAGUGUUCUAAAAUGUGAACGUAUUUUCCCCUCUCAGAAUACCCUAACAUCCUCUUGAAAUUUAAGGUACUCCAGGUAUUCUUACAUUGGCUGUUCUUAAGAAAACUUAACAGCUUUAAACAUCAGGUCAUAGUGUUUAUUUUGAUUUCUAUCUCUUCCUAUCUACAAUUUCCUGAAUGAAGGCAAGGGUUGGAGUAGCUCUCUGCUAUUGAGACAAAAGGUGAUUGACAGGUAUUGUUUGGAUUGUCAUGCUGGGGCUUAGGAAAAAAAACUUGUCUGUGGUUAAUAUAGUUCAUAACUUAUUCUUCAUAGAAGAUGUGAAAAUGAAGGAAGUAGCAAAAGGACUGCUGUAGUAACUGAGCCCUUUGCUUGUGAAGAGCAGUAAUAUUUUCCAGCUGACUGGCUGAUUGAGAGAAUGGUUAUGGACUGGCCCUCCAGUUGUUUGAGCCUUGACCCUUAAGAAGUUGGAAAGAAGGUGUCUUCUUCCUCAAAAGCCAUUGUGCUUGUCCUCUCUUUUCCAGGCCCAUCUUGUAUUCAACUAGAAUACCAAAAUAGGAGUGUCGCGUGCUGCUGCCAGCAGCGUGCUGUUCAUCUGGAGUCAUUCUGAGGGGAAGAGCUUUUUAACAAUUCCUAAAGCUCUUAAAAUGUAGCGAGCCAGCCAGUCCAUUGGCAAAGUCUCCCUCUGUCUCCCCAUGCAAUACUUGAUGGUGUAGCUGGAGUAUUUCAGCGUCUCCCUCACUACAAGAAAAGACUGACUCGCCCUCUUUACCUUCACGUAGGGUGGGAAGCAGUUCAAGGGAAUCGUUCCUGUCCUGUAGCACUGUUCUGAUUUGUUCUGUCCUGUGAGUUACGGUGGUGUGUUUCUUGCCUUUGCUGUCAGUGAGGGGUGAUGGACAUGAUUUUUAAGAAAGUGUUCACGUGAAGGUCCCCAGAGAGUUUGGGGGCCUGGAAUAGUAGCUGGUAGGAAAGCACAAAUAAAAAUAAUCCUUCCCCAGGCAAUCAUUUAGUGUAGUGGGGCAAGGGUUAAGAAAAUGUGAAAUACGGAACUCUACAAAGAUUCAUAAGACCUUCUGAUGUUUGAAAAGCUCUUUUACAGGAAGGUAUACAACCAUCAUUUGAAGCAGUGAGAAAAAUGAACAAAACCAUAAAUUUUCAGUGUAUCCCAUUAUUCAAUAAAGUAUUUUCAGAUCAUGAUUUGUAAGGGCAAGUCCAUACAGUGAGCAACAUAUUCAAAUUAGGGUAUGUUACAAAACGUACAUUCCCAGUUACACUCCCAUCUCUUCCCUGGAUGUUCUUUCUGGUGGAGCGAGUUUCUUUUGGUUUUGUUUUGGUUUGGUUUGGUUUUUUUUUGGGGGGGGGGUUCUUUUUCUUGAACUGCUUUCUCAG
Pygoscelis adeliae (Adelie penguin) is the source of this 2562-nucleotide messenger RNA. RefSeq names its product Myb/SANT-like DNA-binding domain containing 3 (gene MSANTD3). NCBI's taxonomy places the organism in Eukaryota, Metazoa, Chordata, Aves, Sphenisciformes, Spheniscidae. The coding region runs from base 219 to 950 and encodes 243 amino acids. The transcript has 4 exons. The record is from RefSeq and is a predicted model, not a curated record.